Fomitopsis serialis is the source of this 2184-nucleotide messenger RNA. RefSeq lists its product as uncharacterized. The transcript is spliced from 8 exons. Lineage: Eukaryota; Fungi; Basidiomycota; Agaricomycetes; Polyporales; Fomitopsidaceae. The record is from RefSeq and is a predicted model, not a curated record. Bases 1 to 2184 code for a protein of 727 amino acids.
AUGCUCCCAAACGAAACCCUCGUCGAAAUCAUUCGCCUCGCUAGCGCUAAGGGCAAGUCACGGAGCGACAUGGUAGCCGUAAAUAGGUCGAUGGGCGUAUGCCGCUACUGGAAGGAUGUCGUCGUGAACACGCCCCUCCUGUGGUCCAGCAUUGACCUGUCGAAGGCCGUGCACUUCGUACGGCUUUGCCUGACUCGCUCAGCCGGCGCGGAUAUCAGGCCCAAACUCGACUUGAAUAGACACUUGGGAUCGCAGCCGCCAGGAGACCAUGUCCUUCAAGCUCUUCAAGCCCAAGGACUAAACGUGCCAAGCAAAAAGAGGAAAGGCAAGGACCGCGUGGACGGUGUUUCUCAACAACGUCUCAGCACUGUGGGAGCCGACACUUCCUCUGGUAAUAGGAGAGAGGAGCAGUAUCCCGCAGACCAGUGCAUGUUUCUGCACUACUUCAAGCUGAAGAAGCGCCGACUGCUGCGCUCGAAGAUCGAAGCUGCCGCCGAACAACAAGACCCGUCUAUGGACCGUGAUGCGGAGGAUGCUAUGGAGUUGAUAGAAGAGAUUCCUCCUCGGGUGACGCCAUACGACCCUGUCGGUUUCAUCUUGGACUACAUAUUAGAGAACUCCAAAGCGGAGGUCGCGAUCGCUAGUGAUUUAGACCUGAUAUGCUUGUACUACAGCGUCGACCGGACAGUGAAUACCCAAUCCCUGAUGAUAUACCGCGGUUUUUGGAGCAAAAACAACCUCAUUGAAAUUAAGGAUGGACUUGGCACACUACUCUCCGAUGAGGAUACCGAGAUGCACCUCGACAGGCCGACCUCAGAAGAGAAGGAUGUCGCAGCGAUAAGCUAUGACAUCGAUAUGCCAGGAGACGCCAAAGAGCCCGCCAGCUCCGGAACGAGCGGUACUAGAAGGGGGGCCCUCAGAGCAAGCGACCCCGACCCAUUAAUCCUUCACAGUAUCCGUGACCAGCGCAGAGGUGGAACAUCUGCGCUUGCAUACUCACCCGUGGGUAGUGAGAUCGCCGCUGGGAUCGAGAAUACCAUGGCACACCAUGCAAAUAUAGCACAGACGUAUCCCGAUGUGUAUAAGGCACUUGAAGCCCCCUUCGACAAUACAGUUUCUGCGACGGAACGACCCGUCCCGCCCAUCGCGGUGAACACAGCCGCACCCGCGCCCGCGCCCACCAUCUGCUUCUUCGGCGGACCGUGCCCUCACCCCGCGCCAGACGCUCUCCGCCAGACUCCGGUCCCUGCCAAUGCGAUGAAGCGCCACCUCGAAGAGUGCCACCAACCCCUGACUCAGGACCCCGCGGGUAGGUUCAUCUACGAGUGGGUCGACGCGGACAAGCAGGCGUGCGGGAAGGACCUCAAAGGCUUGGUUACACUCGCGAGGCACAUCGCGACGGUGCAUUUGCGGCCGCCCGAGUUUGUACCCACCGAAGUUGGCAUUCGAACCAGGGCCUCACUAGGUGAGCGAAUACCUUCGCUACUGUCGCUCCCAGAAGACAUUUUAUUGUCCCUCCCUUUCUACCUUCGCGACAUUGAGGACUUCACCAACCUCGCCGCGACGUGUCGUCUUCUCCACGAACUGUCCCUACAUACCUCGCCUCGGACCAUCCUUCACCUGGCUGCCGCCGCAUCGAGGAUCUUCUUCCGGCCCGACCCACACUUCCUUGCAGCCGCUACGGCCCGUCAAGUCGGCGAAUGGGCGUUGCGCUCAUCCGCCAACACCACCGAGCUCCGUCUUGCCUUCCGCGAUGGCAUGGAAGGUCUCUUGAAACUUGCGCUCCAACACACGGGCCUGACGAUGGAGCGCAUCCGCGAGCUUUACGAGAUACGCUUCUCGACGAUCAACCCCGUCGUGGACCUCAUUGACAAGUGCAUCGGCGAGCAGUGGUACGACACGCCGGACUUCUGGAACGGCGGCGUCGACGAUGCGGCUACAAUUUACGCCGAUCCGUCUGAGACCUUCUUCCAUCUCGUCACGUACGGGGAGCUCUUCGCGCCCGCUUUCGAUGCAUACCUCGAGACCGGCACGGUGCCCGAGGCGAUGAAUGUCGACACACGGCUCGAAUUCGUCAUGCCCUCUGGCGACUCGCCGUCUUCGCCACUUGCUGCCUCGCUGCGCAUACCGCCUCGCUCACACCGACGGCUCGUUGACAGCCGGCUUGGUGGACCGUUUGGCUAA